GGCAAUACAUUCCUAAAGGGGUGUUCUUAAUUAAGUUGGUGGAGAUGGAGGUUUCGUGCCACUUACGUUGUAGGUUAGUAGGAAUGUUAAUGGUAGUCAUGCUGGUUGGGGUUCAAAAAAUACCAUCUUCUUCUGCACAAACCACUCAGCGUUUUCAAUUUACUGUUGAAUGGAAGAAAGUGAGCCGUUUGUGUCACACAAAGCCACUUCUAACGGUGAAUGGAGAAUAUCCAGGUCCAACCAUUGCAGUCCAUGAAGGUGACGAUGUUGAAGUUAAAGUCACUAAUCGCAUUGCUCAAAAUACUACCAUCCAUUGGCAUGGAAUAAGGCAAUUGAGAACAGGGUGGGCUGAUGGUCCAGCUUACAUUACACAAUGCCCUAUCAAUGGAGGAAAGUCAUACACAUACAAGUUCAAAGUGGUAGACCAAAGAGGCACUCUGUUUUGGCAUGCUCACUAUGCUUGGCAAAGAGCAUCUAUUUAUGGUGCUUUCAUCAUUUACCCUCGCUUGCCUUAUCCUUUCUCAGCUCCAAUCCAAGCUGAAAUACCCAUUAUAUUUGGUGAAUGGUGGAAUGGAGAUGUAGAUACAGUUGAAAAAGAGAUGACCAUGUAUGGAGCUGGACCUAAUUUGUCAGAUGCUUAUACCAUUAAUGGUUUGCCAGGACCUCUCUAUCCUUGCUCUAACGAAGAUACAUUUAAACAAACAGUAGAAAGAGGCAAAACCUACAUGCUUAGAAUCAUCAAUGCAGCACUCAACGACGAGCUCUUCUUUGCAGUAGCUAAUCACACACUAACAGUUGUGGAGAUUGAUGCAGUUUACACAAAACCAUUCAAAACCAAUGCCAUUAUGAUAGCUCCUGGACAAACCACAAAUAUUCUUCUUACUGCUGAUCAACUUCCUGAUUCUUCUGGCAUGUUUGUAAUGGCAGCAAGGCCUUAUGUCACGGGAAUUUUCCCUUUCGACAACUCCACCACCAUCGGUUUCUUGCGCUACAAGCAACCGAGAAUUGCUGAAAAGACCAAGAUCCCAACCAUUCCCAAUGGUAGUUUUGCUCUUGGAAAUCUUCCUGAGAUGACGGACACUGAAUUUGCCACUGAGUUUUCUAACAAGCUCAGGAGCCUUGGAUCCCCUCAGUAUCCAUGUAAUGUGCCUAAAACAGUUGACAAGCGAGUCAUGAUAUCCAUAAGCCUUAAUCUUCAAGAUUGUCCUGCAAACAAAACUUGCAAGGGAUAUAAGGGGAAGAGCUUCUUUGCUUCUAUGAACAACCAAUCUUUUGUUCGUCCUUCCUCUUCAAUAUUGGAAUGCUAUUAUAAGAACCUCAAAAUCAUUAAUAAGUAUGCAGGAUUCCCUGAAAAGCCUCCGAGAGAAUUCGAUUAUACUGGAGGAAAUCCAAUGACACAGAACAUGAACACAGAAUUCGGAAGCAAACUCUUGGUAGUUCCUUAUGGUACAAAUUUAGAACUUGUUUUGCAGGGUACAAAUUUACUUAAUGAGGAGAACCAUCCAAUUCAUGUCCAUGGCCACAAUUUCUUCAUUGUUGGUAAAGGGUUUGGGAAUUUCAAUGCUGCCAAAGAUCCAUCAAAAUACAAUCUUGUUGAUCCUGUAGAAAGGAACACAGUGGCAGUUCCAAGUGGUGGAUGGGCUGCAAUUAGAUUCAAGGCAGAUAAUCCAGGAGUUUGGUUCAUACAUUGCCAUCUUGAAGCGCAUACUUCUUGGGGUCUUGCAAUGGGCUUCAUUGUUAAAAAUGGUCCUGGCCCAUCUCAACGCUUGCUUCCUCCCCCACCAGAUCUUCCCUCCUGUUAACUUUCUACAUUAUAUACAUGUAGGGCUUUUUUUUUCUUUUUUUCUUUUUUUUUUUUUAAUUGUCCAAAAAUAUAUAUAUAGCAAUAACAACUGUCCCAGUAGAGGCAUAUAUGGAAAAAGUUACUAGUCUGGUUGGAGUAACUAUAAAUUUUUGCUAGUGGGGUGGUUGGUCACAAUUAGAAAGUGGUUGUGAAUGUUCAGUAGCAAAAUAGAAUAUGAAGUUUUGAAAAUUUAGGAAUGGUGAUGAUGGAGAAAGUAUUGUUAUAAUGUAACUUGCAUAAAUUGGUGAUCAUUUUCUAGAAUUAUAAAAAUCAACCACUG
Molecule: messenger RNA, 2123 nt
Organism: Ziziphus jujuba (common jujube)
Lineage: Eukaryota; Viridiplantae; Streptophyta; Magnoliopsida; Rosales; Rhamnaceae
Product: laccase-1
Exons: 5
Coding region: 45-1802 (585 amino acids)
Biological process (GO): lignin catabolic process
Cellular component (GO): apoplast
Molecular function (GO): copper ion binding; hydroquinone:oxygen oxidoreductase activity
Source: RefSeq, a predicted model, not a curated record